Messenger RNA from Lecanosticta acicola, 442 nucleotides. The record is from the annotation of a GenBank genome assembly. NCBI's taxonomy places the organism in Eukaryota, Fungi, Ascomycota, Dothideomycetes, Mycosphaerellales, Mycosphaerellaceae.
AUGCCAUCCUCCUGUAAAGACAUCCGUACGUGGCGACACCACCUCCAAAGCAAACCCCUCUUCUAACCCACACUCUUUCUUCAAAGGCGCCGCCCUCGCCCAAUGUCUCCAGAGCAGUGACUGCGUCUUCCUCCACCGCAACCCACCCUCCGACUGCAUCCGCCCACCCCUCAAAGAAACCCUCCCGACGCAAUGCCAACAACUCCUCCAUGGCUAUGGCCAAUGCCGACGCGGAAUGGUAGACAUGCGAAAACGCUUCCGAGGCAACAAACCCAUCGCGACGAGUGUGGAACUGGAGGGGGAGGGGCCGAAUAAGAUGUUGUAUGCGGGCAAAGGCACGUUUGAGGAUUGGGACGAGGCGAGUAAGAAGAAGAUGGAGGAGGGAGAGGAAUGGGAAAAGUUUGUGAGGAAUGAUGGGAUUGAAGAUGUGAGGAAGAAGUAA